AUGGCUAUCCAAACUCCAAAACAAAGAAUUGCAAACCAAAAAUUCAACAAAAAGAUUGAACAAAGUAGAAAAUUAGGGAAGAAAAAGGUUAAAGAAGUUGAUCCAUCUUCCAAACCAGCUUUAUCAAAGAGUUGGAUAUACUUAUUGGCCUUUUUAAUUAUUGGUGGUGGUAUUUUAGAAUUAAUUAGUUCUUUCUUAUAA
Molecule: messenger RNA, 201 nt
Organism: Henningerozyma blattae CBS 6284
Lineage: Eukaryota; Fungi; Ascomycota; Saccharomycetes; Saccharomycetales; Saccharomycetaceae
Gene: YSY6
Product: Ysy6p
Exons: 1
Coding region: 1-201 (66 amino acids)
Cellular component (GO): endoplasmic reticulum
Source: RefSeq, a predicted model, not a curated record